This is a messenger RNA of Physeter macrocephalus (sperm whale), 2125 nucleotides long. It is a transcript of the gene CBLL1, whose product is annotated as Cbl proto-oncogene like 1. The coding region runs from base 140 to 1612 and encodes 490 amino acids. The transcript is spliced from 6 exons. The record is from RefSeq and is a predicted model, not a curated record. Lineage: Eukaryota; Metazoa; Chordata; Mammalia; Artiodactyla; Physeteridae. Gene Ontology annotation, molecular function: ubiquitin protein ligase activity. Gene Ontology annotation, biological process: protein ubiquitination; regulation of cell adhesion.
UGAGGAAACCUUUGGAGGCCCCAACCCGGGCAACCUGGUUGCACUUCCGCCUCCCAGGCUCCGGAAGGUAUCGCGCACGCGCUCCCUGCGACUCCGGCGCGGUUGACUUCCGCUCCCACUGUGCCCUGCGAGCCGAAUCAUGGAUCACACUGACAAUGAGUUACAAGGCACUAAUAGUUCUGGAUCAUUGGGUGGUCUUGAUGUUCGAAGACGAAUUCCUAUAAAGCUCAUCUCCAAACAAGGGAACAAAGCCAAAGCUUCACCUCGAACUCCAAGGACUAUAAACAGGAUGCCUGCAAAGGCUCCAGCUGGUGAUGAAGGAUUUGAUUAUAAUGAAGAAGAACGGUAUGACUGUAAAGGGGGCGAACUGUUUGGAAAUCAGCGAAGAUUUCCUGGACACCUUUUUUGGGACUUUCAGAUAAACAUCUUAGGUGAAAAGGAUGAUACACCAGUUCAUUUCUGUGACAAAUGUGGAUUGCCUAUUAAAAUCUAUGGGCGAAUGAUUCCAUGCAAGCAUGUUUUUUGCUAUGACUGUGCUAUUUUACAUGAAAAAAAGGGAGAUAAGAUGUGUCCAGGCUGUAGUGAUCCUGUGCAGCGAAUUGAGCAGUGUACACGAGGUUCUCUCUUCAUGUGUAGCAUUGUUCAAGGGUGCAAGAGAACAUACUUGUCCCAGAGAGACUUACAGGCUCAUAUCAACCACCGCCAUAUGAGAGCUGGAAAACCUGUUACCCGUGCUUCACUUGAAAAUGUUCAUCCUCCUAUUGCCCCACCACCAGCUGAAAUCCCCGAUCGUUUUAUAAUGCCGCCAGACAAGCACCAUAUGAGCCAUAUUCCGCCAAAGCAGCACAUCAUGAUGCCACCACCUCCUUUGCAACAUGUGCCCCACGAGCACUAUAAUCAGCCACAUGAGGAUAUUCGUGCUCCUCCAGCAGAAUUGUCCAUGGCUCCACCUCCACCUCGCUCGGUCAGUCAGGAAACCUUUCGUAUUUCAACAAGAAAACACAGCAAUUUAAUAACUGUCCCUAUUCAGGAUGACUCAAGUUCAGGUGCUAGAGAACCACCACCUCCUGCCCCAGCACCUGCUCACCAUCAUCCUGAAUAUCAGGGUCAACCAGUGGUCUCGCACCCUCAUCAUAUUAUGCCUCCACAGCAACAUUACGCACCACCCCCACCUCCUCCACCACCAAUAAGCCAUCCAAUGCCACAUCCUCCCCAGGCCGCAGGUACCCCUCACCUGGUGUAUAGCCAAGCUCCACCUCCACCAAUGACCUCUGCUCCACCACCAAUCACCCCUCCCCCUGGACAUAUUAUGGCCCAGAUGCCACCUUAUAUGAAUCAUCCUCCUCCAGGACCUCCCCCCCCUCAACAUGGUGGUCCACCUGUAACUGCACCCCCUCCUCACCAUUAUAAUCCUAACUCUUUACCCCAGUUCACUGAAGAUCAAGGAACUCUGAGCCCUCCAUUUACACAGCCAGGGGGAAUGAGUCCUGGUAUAUGGCCUGCACCGAGAGGGCCGCCUCCUCCUCCACGAAUGCAGGGUCCGCCUUCUCAAACCCCACUUCCUGGACCACAUCAUCCAGAUCAGACAAGAUAUAGACCGUAUUACCAAUGAUAAUAGUAUUUUGAACUGAAGAUAUGAUGAGGAAACAAAACUUAUGUAUAGUCAAUCUUUUAAUUAAGCUUUGACUGUUUGGGGAAGGGAAAGUGCCUCUUACUGAGGUGGCUGUAAAACCCUUAGGGUCUUGUCUCUUAAAAUGGUUUUAAAUCUUGACCUUAGGAGUGAUUUCAAGUACUAUACUGUAGUGCAGAUAAGUGGCUCAGUUGAGCACCACUAUAUUUUAACAGCUUUCUUCCCCUAGUGUGGUAAAUUGACCCAGAGGUGACCAUUUGUAAAAAAUUUGAAAAAAUUUUUUCGUCGUUCCACUUUCAAAAGUAUUGCUUUUGUUAAACCCAAUGUUUAGUUUUUCUUGUCAUACGUUUUGUUAACCUGUGUAAAAGGAUUAAAUUUCAAUAUGGUUGUAAAAAUGCUAUUUUUAUGUGAAUUUAAGUGCAGCCACAUACUGUUUUUUAAACCAUGUUUUACCACUAAUUUCCCAAAGUUAUAAUAAAAUCCUAAAAGUAAAAA